Molecule: messenger RNA, 2617 nt
Organism: Mya arenaria
Lineage: Eukaryota; Metazoa; Mollusca; Bivalvia; Myida; Myidae
Product: acetoacetyl-CoA synthetase-like
Exons: 18
Coding region: 91-2091 (666 amino acids)
Biological process (GO): lipid metabolic process
Cellular component (GO): cytosol
Molecular function (GO): acetoacetate-CoA ligase activity
Source: RefSeq, a predicted model, not a curated record
CACUACCGGCAUCCGUUUACAAGUGUUUGUUGUUGUUUGGGUUUCUUAAAUAUUAGUUUUUAAAGCUAAGUAUAAGCAUUCCACUCUAAUAUGGAUGCUGGGGAAAGAAAUGACCCAAUGACAAUGUGGAAGCCGGACGUUGGUAGACUGACAAGGUCUACAAAGCUUAGAAAACUUAUCAAUGCCAAAUAUGGAACUUGUCUUGAGAACUACAGAGAUUUUCAACGCUGGUCCUGUGAAAACUAUGCUGAAUUUUGGGCAGAGGUUUGGGACUUCACAGGGGUUGUCCACUCACGGUCGUACACUUCUGUUGUGGACAAAACAAAGAAAAUUACGGACAUUCCUGAGUGGUUUAUAGGGAGUCAACUGAACUUCGCUGAAAAUCUUCUUAGAUUUGAUGAUGACAAAGUGGCCAUUUAUUCCACAGGUGAAGGAAGAGAAAAGAUCGAGGCAAUAACAUUCAAGGAACUUGGACAGAAGGUGGCAGUGUAUGCAUCAGCAAUGAGGAGACUCGGUGUGACAGUUGGUGAUAGGGUUGUAGGGUACAUCCCCAACUGUCCUGAGGCGGUGAUUGCGAUGCUGGCUGCCGCCAGUAUUGGGGCAAUCUGGAGCUCUACCUCGCCUGACUUUGGCGUUGUUGGCGUGCUGGACAGAUUCUCCCAGAUCCAGCCCAAGAUGAUCUUCAGUGUGAACGCUGUCCACUACAAUGGCAAGGUCUAUGACCACCUCGAGAAACUGGAGAAAGUUGUACAGGGUUUACCUGAACUGGAAAAAGUUAUAGUCAUUCCAUUUGUACCAUCAGCUUCUUGUAAAAUCAGCAACAUUAAAAGCAGCAUAAUGUUGGAAGAUUUCCUGCAGUCGGGUAUUGUUGAUGGUCAGGUCCCAGUGCUGAGGUUUGAGCAGGUUCCAUUCAGUCACCCCAUGUUCAUCAUGUACUCCUCGGGCACCACAGGGGCUCCUAAAUGUAUGGUCCACUCUGUUGGGGGUACACUAAUGAAGCACCUGGAGGAGCACAUGGUACAGGGUGACCUUACAAGGGACGAUGUCAUGAUGUAUUACACUACAGUAGGUUGGAUGAUGUGGAACUGGCAGGUGUCUGUGCUGGCGGUGGGAGCUGCUAUUGUCCUGUAUGAUGGAUCUCCCCUUGUACCACAUGAUAACAUCCUAUGGGAUAUUGUUGACAAUGUCAGUGUAACGGCCCUUGGCACCAGUGCAAAAUGGUUGGCUGUGAUGGAAAAUAAAGGACUCAGACCAGGCACCACCCACAAGUUGUCGAGUCUACGUAUGAUCCUGUCAACUGGUUCCCCACUCAUGCCCAACAGCUACGACUAUGUGUACAGGGAGAUCAAGAGCGACCUGCUGCUCGGGUCAAUUACUGGUGGUACAGACAUUAUAGCCUGUUUUAUGGGUCAUACGUGGGAUGCCCCGGUGUACAGGGGGGAAAUACAGCAGAUGCUUCUUGGUUGUGAUAUGGCCACCUUCGAUGAAAAUGGUAAACGUGUGUAUGAUGAGGAUGGUGAACUGGUGUGUUUCACUCCCUUCCCCUCCAUGCCAACCAAGUUCUGGAACGAUCCCCAUGGAGACAAAUACAGGAAGGCUUACUUUGAAUCCUACCCAGGUGUGUGGGCCCAUGGUGACUACUGCAAGUUCAACAGCGAGACAGGGGGCUUCAUCAUGCUGGGGAGAAGUGAUGGUACAUUGAAUCCAAAUGGUGUGCGCUUUGGGAGCUCUGAAAUAUACUAUAUAGUGGAAUCCUUCAAAGAAAUUCAGGACAGCAUCUGCGUAGCUCAGCGCUGCAGGGAUCUCUCAGAAGAGCGGGUUAUACUGUUCCUGAAGAUGGCACCAGGGGCUCCGUUCACUCCAGAUCUGGUUAACAACGUAAAGACCUGUAUCAGGAAACACCUGUCAGCACGACAUGUCCCUGCCUUUGUGCUUCCUUGUACGGACAUUCCAUACACAAUCAGUGGUAAGAAGGUGGAGGUGGCUGUCCGGCGUGUGAUCGCGGGUCAAGAGGUUCUACAGAAGGGGGCACUGGCCAACCCGGACUGUCUACUACAGUAUGCCAAUAUACCAGAGCUCCAGGGAUACUGACACAGUCAUGAUACACUCACAUCCGGCUUCUGUCUUACACAAACGUUUCUGGCCUGGUUGUAAAGAGCAAUGAAAAAAGCAGGCUUUUUACUUUUAAACACGUUUAUGUAUAUGUUUAGCUUAGAGGCAACUAAGGAAUUAACCCUAAUGUGUGAGGAAAAUAUGCUUCAUGUAUAUCUUGAUAUUAAAGACCGUUUAAUGCUAGCUGAAUCGAAUACUGAGGAAAAGGGAAAUGCUUGAAAUACUAUAUUUAUUUCAUAAAUUAUGUAUACUAUGUAACGGCUUUGUUGAGAACUACAAAAAGCAUCUUAGUAAUUAAAUCAACUCAGUGAAAAAAAUGUUUUAUUUAUAAGUUCAUUUAAAGAAAGGUAACAAUGAUUUUAUACAAGGGUCAUCCGGUGAAAGGUUAACAUAUUCUUAAGUAUAAUCAUAUAAACAUGUACUGACUUUGUUCUAUUUUGUUGUGUGUUUUAAGUUUUAUUUAUUAAAAUGUAUUUAUUGAAUAAAAUGUUACUGUGAAAUGUGA